Alternaria burnsii is the source of this 2028-nucleotide messenger RNA. RefSeq names its product mfs general substrate transporter. The transcript has 2 exons. NCBI's taxonomy places the organism in Eukaryota, Fungi, Ascomycota, Dothideomycetes, Pleosporales, Pleosporaceae. The record is from RefSeq and is a predicted model, not a curated record. Gene Ontology annotation, biological process: transmembrane transport. Bases 1 to 2028 code for a protein of 675 amino acids. Gene Ontology annotation, cellular component: membrane. Gene Ontology annotation, molecular function: transmembrane transporter activity.
AUGGCGAAUUCUCACGAACCCACGCCACCAUCCCUCCGGGAUUAUGGUGUUGCCGCACCCCAUGGCCCCAACAUGACCGGCGAGCACCAAGCUACUCAGGACAUUGACAUCCGUAACGACAUGAGCGCGAACGAGUCUAAUGUGUUUCAUGCCCUGCUUCACCCCGACGACCUUUACAAUGCCAACGGCACCUACUGGGCAGACAUGCCACUGGGUCAACGGGUCAAGUUCGUUGGACAAGUCGACAAAGCUGAAGCGAAAGCCGAAGCAACCUACUUCUGGGACAUGUUCAAGAAAGACCCACUUGCGCCUUUUGGUCACUACUUCCGAACCUGUGUAAUUCCUGGUAUGGGUCUUGGUCUCGAGGGUUACGUUCUGUUCUCCAUUGGUAACGUCAGACCUCUUCUGCAGGCUGCCUUCCCAGCAUGCUGGGGUAAGCACGAGAUUUGCGAUGAAACUUGGCUGCAGGCUAUUGACUACCUCGAGAUUUGCGGUAUCAUUGUUGGUCAGAUCCUCGUUGGUAUUGUUGGUGACUGGCUCGGCCGCCGCUUUGGUCUCAUCCAAGAUGCUGUUAUCAUGUUCGUCGGUCUCCUCAUGCUCACUGCUGCCUGGGGUGUCACCCAGAACGGAUGGGUCAUCUGCUACGUCUGGGCUCUAUUCUUCUACGGUAUCGGUGUUGGAGGCGAGUACCCCAUGACUGCGACUGCUGGUAUGGAGAACGCUGUCGGCUCCGGAAAGGUCUCUACCAAGGACGAUCGUCUUCACCGUGGCAGGAAAGUUACCAGUGCUUUCCUGAUGCAAGGCUGGGGACAAUUCUUCAAUCAGGUCAUCCUGAUCCUCUUGCUCCUCAUCUUCCACGGCGGAUCAUCCCCCCCGUACUCGAAGACCUUGGCUCAAUGGACUUACCGUGUCUCCUUUGCCAUUCCUGCUGUCGGUACACUCUGGCUCGUCUACUUCCGUUACUACAAGAUGAAAUCGGCUUCGAGGCAGCUGGCGCUUUCCAAGAAGAAAUCGAACGUCACCGGCUACGAUGUUCAGUCUUUGAAACUUACCUUUACAUACUUUGGACCCCGUCUUCUGGCUACUGCCGGCGCUUGGUUUGCCAACGAUGUUUUCUUCUACGGCAACAAGCUUUUCCAGAACGAAUUCAUCAGCAUUAUUACGCCUGGAAACAAGUCUGUCAUGACCGGCUGGCUGUAUAACCUGAUCAACGUCGGUGUAUCGCUUUGUGGCUACUACCUCGCUUCCUUGCUCAUCGACAACAAGCUUUACGGGCGUAAAUGGAUGAUGAUCGUCGGUUUCCUGGCUGACUUUGUUUUCUUUAUGAUCCCCGGUUUCGCUCUGGACUACUUCACGUCGCCUGAGAACAUUCACGGUUUCCAAGCCAUGUACUUCUUGUCCUCAUUCUUCAACCAAUUCGGCCCCAACAGUGUCACUUUCCUUGUCGCUGCCGAGGUCUUCCCUACACCGGUCCGCGCCACCGCUCACGGUUUCAGUGCUGCUUGCGGUAAGGCUGGUGCCCUACUCGCCGCCGUCCUGUACAACUACAUCGGUACUCAGACCAAGUUCUACUUUGUUCCCUGGUUUGGUCUUGCUGGUGCUCUCCUCACUCUACUCUUCCUUCCAGACACGACCGGUCUGGAUCUCAAGGAGCAAGAGCGUCGCUGGGCAUACAUUCGCGCGGGCAAAGAGCACGACUACCACGGUAUUGCCGUCCACUGGAAGCAUCUGUCCUGGUGGGAGCGCUUCCGUGGCCAGCACAAGGAUUAUGACGCCAAGCUCGACUACGAGCAGAAGAUUACCGAGAUGCGCGCAGAGUGGCUCGAACGCCAGCAACACAAGUUCUCUGAGAAGAACGGCUGGGAAGGUGCUGACCCUGACGAAGACGACCACCUUGAUGUACACAACUACUUCAAGCGCACCACACCCGGCUCGCCAAAGGGCCCUGAGCCUAUGAUGGCGCCUAAGUCUGUGUCGGAAAGCGACUCGGCGGAUGAGAUUACGAGGGAGAAGAAUGGACAGCUCUAG